AUGGACUAUGUUCCUGGCCAGAAACUAUCGGAUUUGGACCUCACAGUCCACACAGAGAUCAUACCCCGCAUCACCGAUAUUAUUGCUCACCUCGGACAGAUAAAACAUGGACAAAAGCCAGGUCCAAUCGGCCAAAAAGGUCCACAGGGGUAUCUCUGGGGCGACGAUGGCGUGGAUAAGCCUUUUGUGUCUGUUGCCCAUUUGAAUCGUUAUCUCAACAGGCGUCUGUCAUUGAGAAAUGACUCUAUUGAUCUAAGUCCAUAUCCGCUCGUCCUCUGUCAUAUGGACCUGGUUCGUCGCAAUAUGAUACUUGGAGAAGAUAAAAAAUCUAUUUAUCUUCUUGAUUGGGCCCAUGCUGGGUUUUUUCCACGGUUCUACGAACUUGCGGCGCUUCCGUGCAUGAGUCCUUAUGAUGAGCCCUACGAGAAGCCACUUAUAGCAGCCACGGAAUCAAUGAUGCAGUUGACAGAUGAUGAAAAACGCGCCAUGAAAUUGAUCCAUUAUGCCCGGGCAGCAACUUUGAGAUGGCAAUUUCCGGAAGAGCCUGAGGAAGCGUGA
This is a messenger RNA of Talaromyces marneffei, 558 nucleotides long. RefSeq lists its product as uncharacterized. Bases 1 to 558 code for a protein of 185 amino acids. Lineage: Eukaryota; Fungi; Ascomycota; Eurotiomycetes; Eurotiales; Trichocomaceae. The record is from RefSeq and is a predicted model, not a curated record. The transcript has 2 exons.